This is a messenger RNA of Musa acuminata AAA Group (dessert banana), 738 nucleotides long. RefSeq names its product phosphatidyl-N-methylethanolamine N-methyltransferase. The transcript has 2 exons. Gene Ontology annotation, molecular function: S-adenosylmethionine-dependent methyltransferase activity. The record is from RefSeq and is a predicted model, not a curated record. The coding region runs from base 19 to 528 and encodes 169 amino acids. Gene Ontology annotation, biological process: phosphatidylcholine biosynthetic process. Lineage: Eukaryota; Viridiplantae; Streptophyta; Magnoliopsida; Zingiberales; Musaceae.
UGGGGGGGGGGGGGAACCAUGGGCGCGGCGACGGCGGUGGCGGUGGCGGUGAGCGUGGGGGUGGUGUUACCUUUUCCAUUCUACUACCUUUUGUGGAACCUCCCGCAGGCGUGGGUGGACCUGUGCGGGAAGGGGGCGGACCCUUCCCAUCGGAUGGCCCAGAUCUCUCACGCCCUCAAGGCCAUCCAGUUCGUCUCCCUCCUCUCCGUCGCCCGCAUCUCCCGCCCGCCGUGGUACUGCGUCGUCCUCUUCCUUCUCGGCCAGCUCCUCAACUUCAAGGUGUAUCAGUUGCUCGGUGAGGCAGGCACUUAUUACGGUGUACGAUUCGGCAAGAAUAUCCCCUGGGUUACAGAAUUCCCUUUUGGGUACAUAAAGGAUCCGCAAUAUGUUGGAAGCAUCCUGAGUCUACUGGCAUGCUUAUGUUGGGUCCCUUUCCAGUACAUUUUCCUCUGGAUUCUGGGAUAUGUUUUUAUGAUAUGGGUGGAAUCCACAGAAGAUCCAACAACCAGAGCUAAGCCCCUAAACUGAUUUAUCAGUUAAGGAAUCCAAGAGGCACAUUUUUCCGACAUCGGAGCGAUAUCUUUUCAGUUCUUUUUGCUUGGAUGAACAAUUCGUAUACUUUUAUGAGAUCUAUGAACUUGAUCCUAGGGAUUCUUUUUCUGUCAGAGUUACAUUCACGAUUAAUACUUUUAUGAGAUCUAUGUUCUUUCGAUAAUUAAGUGUGUUUUGCUGUCUCAA